Molecule: messenger RNA, 363 nt
Organism: Rotaria sordida
Lineage: Eukaryota; Metazoa; Rotifera; Eurotatoria; Philodinida; Philodinidae
Source: the annotation of a GenBank genome assembly
GAGAUAUGCAAUUUUUUCUAACUCUAGUCAUUUACUGGACACCCUAUAUAUAUACAUAAAGAGAGAAAGGAAAAAAAAAUUAUUGGAUAACACUCACACUAAUCAAUAUAUAGAGAGAAUAUCAAAUAUAAAAAGAAGUUAUUUAUUGAGGCAAGUGUUAUUUUACAUAUUCUUAAAACAACAUUAAAAUUAAUUGAGAAAUCUGAAUUUAAUGUUAAUGCAUUAUCAGCAUUAUUUGAUGGUGUUCUUAAUCCAGUUGCUGCACCAAAUGAUUUGGAUUUGGAUGCUUGGAUAAAUGAUCCUCCAUCAGAUAGCGAAGAUGAAUCAAUAACAACAAGUUCAUAUUAUGAUAAUAAAGAUUAA